Messenger RNA from Adineta ricciae, 327 nucleotides. Lineage: Eukaryota; Metazoa; Rotifera; Eurotatoria; Adinetida; Adinetidae. The record is from the annotation of a GenBank genome assembly.
AUGAAAUCUGUUCUCUGCCUACUUCUCGCUCUUGCUGUUGCCCACGCUGCUGUUUUACCGUUUAAACCAAACUGUAUGACUGUUCUAUGUGCUAGCAAUGCAGUUUGUGCAGAUGGCACACCGGCCCCAACGCCUGCUUGGAGCUGUUGUCCAACUGCCCUUGCUUGCAAAGAUUUACUCAGCAUUCUCGCACCUAUUUCGAAUUGUGCCAAUGUUAUGUGUACUAUGGAUGUUAAAAUUUGUCCUGAUGGUUCACGUGCUCCAGUUCCAUUUGGCGAAUGUUGUCCAAGUCUUUCAGCUUGUAAACCAAUUAACACGGCACAGUAG